This is a messenger RNA of Triticum aestivum (bread wheat), 974 nucleotides long. Its product is annotated as jacalin-related lectin 19. NCBI's taxonomy places the organism in Eukaryota, Viridiplantae, Streptophyta, Magnoliopsida, Poales, Poaceae. The record is from RefSeq and is a predicted model, not a curated record. Gene Ontology annotation, molecular function: carbohydrate binding. The transcript is spliced from 4 exons. The coding region runs from base 1 to 837 and encodes 278 amino acids.
AUGGAGAUGAUCCCCACAAACACCAACACCAUCACCAAAACGGAGCUGCAACACGAUCACGGCGGGAGCACGUCGGCCGCCCCCACGGCGAUAGCCGUCGAGAAUCUUUUGAGUUCCCUCGCACCUCCAGUGUUCCAGUGCGCAGCAGGACAUCUGGUCUGUUCGACCUGCCAUGGCAACCUCCCGGACAAGAAGAGGUGCGUCUCCUGCUUCAUCAAAACGGGCUUCAGCCGUUGCUUCAUCCCCACGAGCUACAGCCGCUGCCACGGUGUCGAGCGCAUCCUGCAAUCCGUCCGUGUGGCCUGCCCAUACCGCUGCAGUGCAGCCAAGAUGGUCUACCACGAGAGGGAGGAGCAUGAGAGGACCUGUCCCGGCAAAGCCGGCGCCAUGCAGAAGCAGGGACGUGUCGUGAAGAUGGGCCCCUGCGGCGGCGGCGGCGUAGACGUCUGGGAGAUGGACGUGCGGGGCGUCGACCGUAUCGUGAAGGUCGUCCUCUGGCACUCCGGCGCGGUCGACGCCAUCUCAGUGCUAUACGAGCGGGACGGCCGGGAGGAGCAGACCAGGCACUGGGGAAAGCCCGAAGGACAGCGCUCAGAGAUCUGCCUGGAGCCGGAUGAAUACCUCAUCGGCGUCAAAGGGAACCUUGGCAAUUUUGGUGGUUGCUUCCUCUUGGGAAGGCUUACUUUAAUCGGCAACCUGCGCACCUUUGGGCCAUAUGGAACGCGGGAAGGUCCGCCAUUCGAUCUUCCCGCAGCUGGCGGCAAGAUUGUUGGUUUCCAUGGCCGCUCCGGGGGCCUCCUCGACGCUCUGGGCACCUAUGUAAAGAUGGACGACUAGCCCACACAUUACUAUCUAGGCCAUUGGUCGAUAUUACUAUUUGUACUGCAUGAACAUGUCAAUGUCUACUGUACCUCGUGACCAAACGUAUUACGCAUGAGCAAAUCCAUAUAUUUUUCCUUCUGCAUGUUACCAUA